Nilaparvata lugens (brown planthopper) is the source of this 473-nucleotide messenger RNA. Its product is annotated as E3 ubiquitin-protein ligase HECTD1-like. Bases 6 to 473 code for a protein of 155 amino acids. Gene Ontology annotation, molecular function: ubiquitin protein ligase activity. Gene Ontology annotation, biological process: protein K63-linked ubiquitination; proteasome-mediated ubiquitin-dependent protein catabolic process; anatomical structure development. The record is from RefSeq and is a predicted model, not a curated record. Gene Ontology annotation, cellular component: nuclear speck. Lineage: Eukaryota; Metazoa; Arthropoda; Insecta; Hemiptera; Delphacidae. The transcript has 3 exons.
UAGGCAUGUGGCUGUGCGACGACGAAGGUGACCUUGAGAAGACGGACGGUAUCGACAUCGGAGAGGGCGUGAAACCGCCCGGCUAUUACGUUCGGCGGCCGACCGGCCUCUUUCCGGCGCCCCUCCCGCAGGACUCGGCCGCCUGCGACCGCGCCGUCACCCACUUCUGGUUCCUCGGUGUCUUCCUCGCCAAGGUCCUGCAGGACAACCGUCUCGUCGACCUGCCUCUCUCACAAGCCUUCCUCAAGCUCAUCUGCCAGGGCGACAUUCAUAACAAUAUCAACGAACGAAUUGGAUUGCUACCCAUGAAGAGUCGCAACCGGUUCGGCCUAGUCGACAACAGCAACUCUGACGCCGAUCUGAUGAUGUCCUCGUUGAUAUCCGAGGGAUCUGAGAAGGAGCUGAAUUCGAUCCUCCCAAAAUAUACCCGGAAAAAACAAACCAUGGUAGUCUCACGUACAGCGGCGUGCUGA